CAGACAUCACGAGCAUUUUAUGCUAAAGAUGUAAAGUUUCACGGGUGAAGAAAGAAAACCUCGAUCGCUAGCAUGCGAGUUAGGACUUCGUGGAAAGUCCAGACGUGUUAUCCAGACUGUACAUAAAAAUAUAUUUCAGAGCUACUGAACAAGAUACCUUUUGUAUAUCACUAAUGUAACAGUUUGGUUGUAUUUGGACGUGGAGUGGUGUGUUGACUAUUGAUUGUGCCAAUGUCGUCUUUUCAACAGGCUACAGUUCUCUCUCUCACGGCGGAGCUCCCACAAUUAGAAUGAAUCUCUUUUAAGGUUAAUUCGACACAUCGGAUGCUCGUGAAGAUGACGAUGUGGAUGGAUUCAUCGGUCGUUCUUCUUUUACUAAUUCUCUUCUGUCACCCCCAAGGUAAAAAACUGAACGUUCUGCCCAGGGAAGACAUGAACGACGACUUUUGAACCAGCUUCUCAAGAACUACAACGCUAUGGAACGACCUGUAGCGAAUGAAUCAGAACCUCUAAUACUUAGUUUUGGGCUUACUCUACAACAGCUGAUAGAUGUGGUACGAAUUUUUAUUGCUAUAAUUUAUUUUAUGGACGAAAAGAGCCAAAUAAUUACGUCAAAUUUGUGGUUAAACAUGGAGUGGAUCGAUUCAAAUCUAAGUUGGAAUUCUUCCCAGUACGGCGGAAUUAAAGACAUCCGAAUGAAUCCAAAGUUUCUAUGGAAACCAGACAUUCUUAUGUACAACAGUGCCGAUGAAAGAAUCGAUAGCACCAUCCCUACGAACGUGGUUGUACAACACAACGGAACAUGCACAUAUAUCCCACCGGGAAUUUUCAAAAGCACAUGCAAGAUUGAUAUCAUGUGGUUUCCUUUCGAUGACCAGCAGUGCAUAAUGAAGUUUGGUUCAUGGACCUACGAUGGACGAGCACUGGAUUUGCGGCUUUAUAGCGAAGAGGCAGAUAUGUCCGCCUAUAUUGAUAACGGAGAAUGGAUCCUAUUAGGUUUUAGGGGUAAACGUAACGUCAUAUUUUACACGUGUUGUCCAGAGCCGUACGUGGAUAUUACCUUCACUCUGCACAUUAGAAGAAGAACCCUGUACCAUGGAUUCAAUUUAAUCAUUCCCUGUGUGCUAAUUUCUUCUAUGGCCUUACUAGGUUUUGCUCUUCCUCCGGAUUCUGGAGAAAAACUCACACUUGGUGUCACCAUUCUUCUUUCCCUUACAGUCUUCAUGUUGCAGUUGGCUCAAACACUUCCUCCAACAUCAGACGCAGUAUCAAUUAUUGGGACCUACUUUGCCUGCACCAUGAUCAUGGUAGCUUUUUCCGUGGUAAUGACGGUCGUUGUUCUUAACUACCAUCACCGUAACUCUGAUACUCAUGAGAUGCCGCAAUGUAUUAAAACAUUGUUCUUAAAAUGGCUUCCAUUUUUCCUGCGGAUGAAGCGACGUGGAAGGAAGACGAAUUCACGACAUGUGUUUUUCAAAAAUAAGAUGAAAGAGUUGGACAGGAAAGAAAGGUCUUCUAGAAGUUUGAUCGCCAAUGUUUUAGAUAUCGAUGAUGACUUUCGCUCCCAUAACAGUACCACAAGCUACUUAUCAGUCCGCACUAACGAAGAGACGGUGAACAGUCACGUCUGUGGAGUUACGCAAAAAGAAAUUAGUACAAUUAUUCGGGAACUCCGAUUUAUAACCAACCGCUUGAAAACUGAAGAUGAAGCAACUGUAAUUAUAAACGAGUGGAAAUUUGCUGCAAUGGUGAUGGACAGAGUUUGUUUGAUUCUUUUCACUUUAUUUACACUCCUUUCAACAUUUGCGUGCCUUUUUACAGCGCCACACCUUGUCGCUUAAUUAAUAUCAUAAAGGUAUUGUCACUGUAUCAGCAUACUAGUAAGAUAUUCAGUGAAUGGUACAUUUAAUCGGAUGGAUUAAAAUUUACACAACAUGAAUAUAUAUUUAAAUCAACCGAGAUUCGAUCGCUUGGGUUCGUAUUUUGGUCGUAUAGGUUUCAUCUACUUUAAGAUGUAGAUAUAGCUGUGGGAAAAAAGUAGGCGUUUUUUUUUCUUGUAGUUUCCGCAUAGCUCACCAAGUAACGCUUUGUCAAAAGUUUAUGUGCCAGGAUUAAACGGGCAUAGAAUGAUUCAAUUAGAAUUUACAAAAAUAUUAUUUUGGACUUUUUAAAAACAUUUCAAACUUGUUAAAAAGUUAUCUAUUACUUUUUACUGGGUUUUUAAUCACAAAGCUUCCAAUGCUGUUUUUAAAACAAGACACACUUUUAAGAUAAAGCAUUGCUCAUAUGCUUUCUAAUUAUAUGUAAUAUGCGAAUUUCAACGUUCCGUUAUUACUGAAACUUAAUAUAAAAUGAGAAGUAUUGUUUCCUGGUAUCUCAUUUUUUUCAUGCCGAAUUACUGUCUGCAGCUUUUAUUGUGGUGUGUACAACCACUAAAUUCUGAAAAGAAAAUAAGAAAAAAGAAUUUUAACGAAUAACAAAAAAUCAUCAUGAAUUUUAUACUUACAAAAGAAAGUUUUCCAUUGGUAAGUAUUCAAAUAUUUACACUCAAUCAUUGAGAGUGAACAUCGAAAACUAAAAAUAAUGCAUUUUACUAUUUGUAAUGCGGACAAUAGUAGUAACUACGUAACUAAGUUACAACGAUCGAUCUAAAGUUAAUAAUAAUUACAAUUAACUUAUUUAAUCUAGCUCAUGAAAGCUGAUGAUGUAUAUAGCGCCUAGACCAUAGUAUGACUAUAUUACCCUAGCCUGUCUGACGAUACUUCUUAUUGAGCAAAAGGCCUCGUCGGUAUUGAUUAUGGCAGAUUUAAUGUGGUUGACAUAUUUAUUCCUUACUUUCACUCAUAAAUUCUUAGAAUUUUCAGUAAAUGAUGAAUUAAAUGAGUGACAAAACUAUAAACAAAAGAUACAGAGAUUUGCUGUAGUGAACAAUUAUUUAAAAUGUAUUCACGUCGAAGCAAGAUUUCGUGAACACGAAAAAGCUACUGAACUCCUAAAUGUUGCUAUGUUAGUUAGUUAUCAUGACUUGGAUAUUACGGAGUCGUCCAAAAGUAUGUGUUUUAUACAAAUACAUUUAUGGAAAAAUAUACAUUAGGGUUGAAUUAUUAAGAAUGACUAAA
Molecule: messenger RNA, 3119 nt
Organism: Limulus polyphemus (Atlantic horseshoe crab)
Lineage: Eukaryota; Metazoa; Arthropoda; Merostomata; Xiphosura; Limulidae
Product: neuronal acetylcholine receptor subunit alpha-7-like
Exons: 9
Coding region: 477-1841 (454 amino acids)
Biological process (GO): signal transduction; regulation of membrane potential; chemical synaptic transmission
Cellular component (GO): postsynaptic membrane; synapse; neuron projection
Molecular function (GO): acetylcholine-gated monoatomic cation-selective channel activity; transmembrane signaling receptor activity
Source: RefSeq, a predicted model, not a curated record